This is a messenger RNA of Mercenaria mercenaria, 6335 nucleotides long. RefSeq names its product E3 ubiquitin-protein ligase TRIM33-like. The coding region runs from base 78 to 1139 and encodes 353 amino acids. The transcript has 3 exons. The record is from RefSeq and is a predicted model, not a curated record. Lineage: Eukaryota; Metazoa; Mollusca; Bivalvia; Venerida; Veneridae.
GAAAGUUAAAUGUGUACUCAAAAUCAAAGUAUCAACGUUCAGGGGUAGAUCUAGUAUCAACCUUAGGAGUAAAAGAAAUGGCAGUGUCAGGACGCAAGUUAUCAGAUUUUCAAAGCUCAAUAUCUCUAGGAUCAGCAGAGGACUUUGACCACAGUUGUCAGCCUUGUCUUACCAUUGGACAACAUGUAGGAGCUCACGGAUUUUGUGUGGAAUGCCAAGAAUAUCUAUGCAAAAAUUGCUUUGAGUGUCACAAGAGGACAAAGGCAUCAAGGAAUCACCAACUUCUUGAUAAAGACAACGUUGGUAAACAUGUUAUUACCAAUAAAGAUACAGAAGAAUGCACUGAAAAAUGUUCUGUGCAUAAAAAGGAAAUAAUUAAAUUUUUCUGUCCAACACACAAGGCGCUUGGCUGUAAUGACUGCGUCAUCUUGGAUCACAGGACAUGUAAGAUUGACUACAUACCUGACAAAUGUGCAGAUAUAGGAGACAGCAAGGAACACAUGGAUAUCAUGAAGAAAUUAAAAGAGAAAAUGAAAGAAGCAGAAGAUGUUUUAAAGAAAGCUGAAGUAAGGGUUAAAGAGAUGGAUAAAUGUCAUGCUGAUAUUAUCAAGGAUAUCCUUAUAUUUCGAAAAGAACUAAAUGAACGCCUAGAUCAACUACAGCUAGAUAUUCAGAAUGUUGAUGACAAAAAGAAAUCCAACGAUAAAAAAAUAAUUCAGAAGGUAAUUAAUGAAUGUGCCAGUAUUUCUACUGAAAUCAAAAAAUUGCAGUCAAGUCUUCAAGCUAAUAAAAAUGAACGACAAAACGGGCAACUUUACAUCAACAUUAAACGAGCUGAAUGCAAAAUAAAGUCUGAUGAAGUAAAGAAGGCAGCUGAACAUUUAGCAAAGCCAGAUAUGCAAUACACAUUUAAACGUAAUACUGAUUUUGAAAACAUGUUGUCUAAACACGACACAUUUGGGAAGUUAAGUCUCUCUUCUAGUCUGGUCUCUCCUGUGAAGAAGAACAUAUUUGAUACCUUAACACAUAAAGAAGAUAUGAAUAUAAGAACAAAGUCAGAUAAGUAUGGCUGCAUUAUCAGAGGAUGUGCUGUCUUGUCCUCUAACAAACUGGUGCUGGCUGAUAACCCGGAAGCUUAAAGUUGUAGACAUACAGAGUAAGGCUGUCAUAGAAGAGAAAGGACUUAACUCUGAACCAUGGGACAUUGCCGUCAUGCCUCCGGAUCAUAUUGCAGUAACGAUUUCAUAUAGGAGUCGGCCCAGUACAAUUUCUCCUUCUUUGCUGUAUAGUAAAACAAGCACUUUUGGACAUGGAUUGUGAAUUUCACAACAACAUUGCAGCAUUGACAGCUCUGUAUUUCUGAAGAGUAAUACUAUCCCAGUAAUAUAUCACAGAAAAACACCACCAUCAAAGAUGAACUUUUUUGCUACACAUCAAAGUAUCUAGUCCAUAAACAGCAUAAUAAACAUUCAAUUCCAUGUAAACAGCUAUCUCCUUACAAUUUGGUUUGUUAACAGAUGAUUGAAGUUAUAAUAACUGCUAUGUAAUGAAAAACUGUAGUCAAAUUACAAAAUGACUUUGUAAAAAUGAAAUACAUAAAGAUCUAAUAGAAAGGAUGAUUUUGCUUUAAUAUAUUUAAAUGUAUUUGGUUUAAUUUCUUGCAGCCUUUAAUGCUAUAUUUAGCUUUCCAAAAAUGUAUUCAGUGUGAUAUCUGCGAUUAAAUGAUUUCUGAAAUGCAAAACUGAACAUGUAUUUUGUUAAUCCUCACAUAUGUAUAAUAUUAAUCUGUAGUUUCUACCUUACACGUUGCACUCUUAUUUAGCAUUUUCCUCUUCAUCUUCUAAAAUGAAAUCUUUCCAAAGUUUGCAAAAUAUUGGUCUUGGUGUUGUGAAAAUGACCUUUGGUGUAAACCUUCUGAAAAAUAACAUACUGCGUUUAGUGACUUAUUUUAUUUAGAAAGUUCUUGAAUGAACAGAUAUCCGUGGUAGAGGUGGAGAAAAUAGAGAAGAAAUUCAAUGCAUGCCGAUGAAAAAUUAAAACGGAACGGUCACAGUUUUUGAUUUUCAAAUUUAGUUUUCUUUAAUAAAUUCUCAACAAGUAAAUGAAAUAGAAAUGGUGCUAUCACGACAGAUUUUAUGUAAAUUUACAUUUUACCUUUUAUGUGAAUUUUUAAGUGCGAAACUGAACGUCAAUUUUGUAACAUCAUUCUUUAAUGCUUUUCAAUCUUUCAAGUACAUUGUACUAGAAACGCAAGUUUUGCAGCAAAUUAGAGAUGAAUAACAAAGAAUACCUGGUUUCCUAUCUAUACGAAAUGUGGCGAAAUAGCCUUCAAGAAAAACCUUUAAUUCAUAAUUAGUUCUUUUAAAAGUAGACAAAAACACCUUCGUGUAUUAUGUUAUAUAUAACUUUAAUGAGAUUUUAUGAUUUGCAAGAUAACAUGAUCGUGUAUUACAUUUUAAUUGCCUUAUUAACCUGAAUACUUUCAAUGAUUAAAAUCUCUUGUUGUGUUUCAUUCCAUAAAUAGGGUUCUAUAUGAAUCUUAUUAUGAUGAUGUUAUUGACAUGAUCGCCACAAUACUGAAAACAAACUAUUUUAUUUGUAUAUAGACAAAAAAGCGCAAUUUGAUGCAGAUACGAAUAAAAUUUGGAUAUUUACGGACUGCAACGCUUCUCAUAUUGGGCGAAAAGUGAACGCAUGCAUCUAAGGGGAUCUUACAUACAUGUAUAUGCAUUUUGAAGCGCCUUCUCAGAUUUCUAUUGUGUGUCAUUUUACAAAUUUUACAGCGUGCAAUUUGUUAUUGUGUUUGAUUAUUAUGAUAUGCUUUAAUAAGAACGUUUGUAAACAGUUGCUGGAUUUUCAUUUGAAUGAACUGGCUCGAUGAAAAAGCAACAAGAAUGAGUGGCGUUUUCUAUGAUAUUUCAUAGCAUUUUUUAACUGCACAUGACAGUAUAUUUUCAAAUUAUGAAUUAUGUUUCCGUUCAGUAUGUAUUGAUUGGACUGAAUGUAGAAGUUAGUUAAGCGUACAUUUGCUGACAUAAGUAGACCUAUAAUGACAUUUGCUGACAUGAGUAAACCUUUAAUGACAUUUGCUGAUAUAAGUAGACCUAUAAUGAUAUUUGCUGACAUAAGUAGACCUAUAAUGACAUUUGCUGACAUAAGUAGACCUUUAAUGACAUUGCUGACAUAAGUACACCUAUAAAGACAUUAAGCAAUUUCUAGUAUCUCAUACUUUGAAAUAUUCGUUUCAAAUCUGCGAACAAACUCAACUUUUACUAUUGUCAACAGUAACAGUUGUUAACUGUUACUACUGUCAACAGUUGUACAUUUAACUCUUACAACUCUCAAGUAAGAACAGUUAAUUACUGAUACAAUUGCUAAAAGAUACAGCUGCUGCCAGCAGUAAUUUCAGGAAUUAACUGCUUCAAUCUAAUGUCAGCAUUUACAAGAUCCAACUACUACUGCUGCCAAACGUUAUUACUGUUAACUGCAACCUCUGCCAACAGUCACACAAUUUAACUACUACUGCUGCCAACCGUUACAGCAGUAAUUUGCAACUACUGCCAACAGUAACAACAAUUACUUGCUAUAUUGCCAGCAGUUACAUUAGUUAACUGCUUCUUCUGCAAAUCAUGCUACUACUUCCAAUAGUUACAGCAGUGAAUUACUAUUACUCCCCGCAGUUUCAGUAGUUUCUCAACCAUUAUAAUAGUUUACUGCUACUACUGUCAACAGUUAUGAUAGUUUAAUGCUACUAUUGUCAACAGUUAAAGAAGAUUACUGCUACUACUGCAAACAACUAAAGUAGUUUACUGCUACUACUGUUAAUAGUUACAGUUGUUUACUGCUACUACUGCCAACAGUUACAAUAGUUUACUGCUACUACUGUUAACAGUUAUAAUAGUUUACUGCUACUCUUUUUAACAAGCACAGAAUAUUACUGCUACUACUGCAACAGUUAAAGUACAAAAAAUGUAGUUUACUGCUACUACUUCCACAGUUAAAAUAGUUUACUGCUACCACUUCCAACAGUAACAUUUGUUAACUGCUACAACUGCCAACAGUUACAGUAGUUUACUUUGAGUACUGUCAACAGUUACAGUAGAUUACUACUAUUAUUUUUAACAGUUACAGUAGAAUACUGCACCUAAUUUCUCGGAAAAUCAUUUAGACGAGGUCGGCGUUUUAUCUCCUCAAAUUUUAAUAUGUUCUCAGUGUAACAGCAGUUCCCUUUUCAUACUCAAAUCCGUAUGCAUCUUGUUGUAAUUGCGUGACUUGUGCUGUCACUUGGUUAUGCGAAUGAAAUAGAAGUUUGUUUUCAUGUCAUCUGUAAACAUCACAACGACAAAAUUUGUGCAGAAUAAAACAGACUUUUGCUUAAAAUGUCAUAAAUUUAUGUUACUCUAUAGACAUCAAAAUUAAUUACACCAAUCACUGUAACUGAAAACAUUUUAGUAAAUAUCUCAUUUAAAUACUUUCAGGGCAAAUAUUUUUUAAAUAUAUAAACGUCACACAAAUACUAGCAUGCUCACACUAAAACCUGGAAUAUAUCAUAUGAAUUACCUUUGUGACAGUAUUUUUUUUCAAUCAUAUUUGUAUUCUUUCUGUGACACCGUCCGUUCAUUUGUUUGUAAUGUGAAAAGCGGAAAAGACGUUAUCAAAGAGUGCGUGCAGUUUGCACGCCGUAAAUAUUACCAAAAACAGAAGAUACAAAUGCACAACAAUUUCGACCGUGCUUAUUCAUUGUGUUUAUUUUUACUCAAUUUUGUCAAUAAACAUUCUUAAAUCCAUUUUUUUAGAAAAAAAUACACAUUAAACUUGGUAACUCUUUUUGUUUUCAGCAACCUGUGCUACGUUGUAUGACGUUGGGCAAAAAAGUCAAAAGUGCCGGUCAUGUUGAUCAUUUAAUUUCAGAACCAAAGUUCAUUACGAUAUCCGCAUGGAGCAAUCAUGUUUAUAUUUGGCAUGAAUGUUAACCCUAGCGAUACAGAGUGUAACACUCAAACCUUAGGUUUUUAUCUCAAAAGUCAAAGUCACAGUUGGAGGUCAAAGUGAUGUCAGAAUUUGUCCGGCCUAUAACUUUGACAUGAAUAGGGGAAUCUUAUUUAUACUUGCCAUGGAUGUUUAAAUCAAUAAGACGGAGUGCCAUCUGCAAAACCAAGGUUCUUGUCUCAAAGGUCAAGGUCACAGGUGUCACAGGGCAUAAGCGACAUGUUGCCCGAGGGCAUCUAGAUAAGGAGACUGAUUGCAAUGCAAAUCUAGGUUAUCCAUGCAGAGUUCUGGCUGCCAUUGCAGCCAAAAAGGAAAAACUUUAAAAAUCUGCUCCAUAUAAACUGCCGGUCUGAUUUUCGAAUUCUUUUUCUCUAGAGCUUUGAUAUUUGGCAUGAGAUGUAAGGGUUCGACUCUUUACCAUAAUUGUCCCAAUUAUUGCCCUAAGGUCAAAUAUGUCCACGCCACUAUGUGUGACAUGUACUUGCUAUAGGCUUAAGUUAUAUAUAAGAAAUUUUGAAAACCUUCUUCUCUGAAUCAAUAACAGCUUGAACCUUGAUAACAGAGUUGUACUGUCUACCGUCAUUGUUCAAAUUAUUACCCUAGGUUUAAAAAUAUAUGUGACAUGUAUAUAUUAUAGGCUAACAGAAGAAACUCAACUCUGUACUUGUGCCAUUAUAUAAACACUUGUACACAGGUGAGCGCUUUAGGGCCAAUAACACUCUUGCAACUACUGAAUGAUAUAUACACUUCCAGUGUAAGGUGGUGCAGAGAAUAAAUUAUAUCUUUUUUCUUGUAUAUAUUUUGUUCUUUUUUUCUUCUUCAAUUAAUUGUUUUUAACAAAUAUUAAAAUGAUAAUGUGCACUUCAGUUUAUGUUUUUACUUUUUAUGGUGUUACAGAAAUGGAUAACUUACAAAAUAAAAAAACUUCAGGCUUUCACGGAAACUACACAUUGAGACUAUGAUAAUUUUUACCUUCAAAAUGGAUCUCAUACCACAAAGAAAAAACUUGAUGUUUCAUUUUCUAUUGUGUUGUGACAAAUAUAGAGACAUAAGACGUAAAUAUCUGGGCAAUGUUUCUUGGCCCUCUUUUAAUAAAUUUGUUUCUGUUAUGUCAGGUAUGAGAAAGAAAAUCUCUUAAACAUCUGUAAAUUUAUAACAGAAGGUAUGCUUCAACGCAACAAUACCCUGUCAAAUAUUACUGUUUCCUAGUAAAAGUAUUGUUAUUUAUGUAUACAUGUAUAUAUUGUUAUGAUUUUGUAAAAUUGUGUCUUUGCCAUAUUUCUAUUACUAUGUAAAUGGCCAAAGGCAAGUAAUUUGCUGAUUUGCCAAUAAAAUUUGAACUUGAA